Fusarium subglutinans is the source of this 2265-nucleotide messenger RNA. RefSeq lists its product as uncharacterized. The coding region runs from base 1 to 2265 and encodes 754 amino acids. The record is from RefSeq and is a predicted model, not a curated record. The transcript has 4 exons. NCBI's taxonomy places the organism in Eukaryota, Fungi, Ascomycota, Sordariomycetes, Hypocreales, Nectriaceae.
AUGUGCAAUCUCAGCGAUUAUUGGCAAUGUGAGAAUCAUGCGAAUAGCUUCACUCACCCUCCCGGUUAUCGGUCCCUCUCACUGUCCAUCAACACCUUUGUUCGCACUUGUCGUGAGGCUCGGAGUGAUCUUGACAGGGUGUCCCGUGAGCUGCUCUCUCUGCAAACAGUCCUUGAACUUAUCCAGGAGGACGUAACUGAUGAGAGCAAGACAUUUCCUACGACUCUCGAACGCCAUGUCUCGGGUAUCAUAAUCAAUUGCAACUCAGUGGUUGUAGAGCUACAAGAGUGUAUCACCAAAUAUGGCGGCGAUAGUCGACUCAAAUCCAAGGCUGGUUGGGCCAUCAACGGACAAGGGGAUGUCGCAAAGUUGCGCUCGAAUCUUGAAGCUCACAAAGCGGCAUUGGAGUUGGCUCUGGAUAUGUUAUCGCUGCACGUUACCAAAGAGAUUAAAAAUGACACAUCAGAGAUUCGGAAUGAGACAUCAGCGAUAAGAGAUGACACGGCACAAAUUCUGCAAGAAAUACUUCGACUUCAGCAACGAUUACCGAAGCAAGGAGGAAACGACUAUAUCCUUCAGAACUUCCUUGAGGAGAUGACGACAUAUACUGAGAAGGCUUUAGACGGCACCUCUAUUGACGGGGGGGAUUCCAGCACCAAAGCACCGUCUUUUGUCCUUGAGACAGAUGAAGGGAGCCAGAGGCCUUCCGAUCCUGCUCAUCUCUCGGACUGGGAAUUGGAUUCCGCAGCGAGCGACCAAGUCGCAUACAAGCUGAAGAUGAAGAGAUGGGAAGAACAACAGAGCGAGGAAAGGUUAGCUGAAGCAAAACUGAAAGAUGUCCAACGAUCAAUCGAGUCCACGCAGCAACAACCGACCGCUUUCCACCAUUCAGGUCCUCGGGAGCCGUCUGAGGAAGAUGAUGAACUAGGUCCAGUACCGCCCAAGGAUGCUUAUAUCGAAGAAUGGGAGAGGUCUCCAGUUGAGAGUGAAACGGAAUGGUGGGAGAAAAAGGAGAAAGAAUGGCAAGAUCGCAACUACCAGUUAGAUUCGGGUCAACUCCAGCGUCUUAUCACCUCGGCCCAUUCUAUAUCUUCACGAGAAGACGCACAAAGAACAACCCGGACACAUCCGCAUGGUGUGACAGUUCCUGAGAAGAACAAAUCUCAGAGCAGCCCAACAGACCCCAGUGAAAAUCAGUACUGCCACGAUCCCGAAAAGCAAAAAGCUGAGGCAACCAACGAUAUCUCAAGAAAUGCGACAAAGUCAAAUUGUCUUCCCCUCUCAGCAUCUGCCGUUAUGUCAGGAACACAAGACUCCUACUACGUAGAGGUCGAAACUUUCUACGGCAGAUUGGUGAUCAACUGGCCCAUGCCAACUGCGAUCACCGACCUCUUGUCUGAAGAUUACUACAUCGAAUCCUCCUGCAAUAGCUUCACAGCCUUGACGUGCACAGCACAAGAGUUUCCUUCGCAGAAGGACACUCUACGACCCAGGCGAUUCCUGAAGCCCAGAGACAUCAAAGUUGUCUUCUACAUCCCAGUGACUACCAAGACUACUUCUUCUUGUUUUAAACGCCAGUGGGAAUUUAUAACUACUGCAGUCGCUGGAUUAACACGGCGUCUAGAGUUGAGCGGCGAUGUCCCGCCGCCGUGGCACAACAUCGUUAUUGUCGUCGAGGGACCUCCAAGAUGGGACGAUAUUCACCCCGACAUAGAGAUUAUCCUCACAGAGCUUGGCAUACUUUACCAGACAGAUAACCUAGUCACUAAGGUCGACGGCAUGGUGUUAGACCCCCCUUAUCAUAAAGACCAUUGCAAGGUCUUUGGCAAGAUGAUCUAUGGGACAAUACACGAGUAUACAGUACAGCCAACAAUCCGUCCCCAACACACCUGUACCAAGAGCAUCAUGGGUACUGAACCGCUCCAAGUAAUUGCAGUGGCUCCACAAUGGUCUCAAACAGAUUGGGCAUCUCAUAAACCAGCCCUUCCGCAUAACUGGGCAGCAGCUGUCUGCGAGGUCUUGAAGCCAGAGUUCAUAAUGUCUUUGCCAGAACAUCGGAUCCGAGCCAUACCGUCCCCUGGGGAGUUUCUAAAGGGAGUCUGGACUUGUCAAAUACGAUUCAGAACAUCGAAGCACGAGCAAAUCAACCAAUGUGUCUUGACUUCUCCCGAUCAGUUCCAGGCGGAUCGUAAGAACAUGAUCACGCGCUCAAAAGGCGCCCAAGGGUUUGCCAGAAGGCUCUUCGGAAAGUCUGGAUCUAAAUAG